This is a messenger RNA of Dentiscutata heterogama, 594 nucleotides long. The record is from the annotation of a GenBank genome assembly. Lineage: Eukaryota; Fungi; Glomeromycota; Glomeromycetes; Diversisporales; Gigasporaceae.
AUGAUCAACAAAUUUGUUAUCUCAUUAUCAAAAUCCUUCUCCAUUCCAUAUUCUUAUGUAUCAAGUCAACCUAUUGGUAGAGGUUCAUACAAAGAAACAUAUCUUUACUUAUACAAAUCAAACAAAUGGAAGGUAUUAGAUAAUUAUGUAAUUAAAAAGUUUUGUGACAAAUUUUUAAGAGCACCUUAUGUCAUCCGAUUUCAAAAUUUAAAAGAGCCUCAUAUUAGAAUUACUCUUGUUGGAUGUCAUAUACGUCCAGGUAAUGCAUAUGAAGAAAUAAAGGCAUUAGUGAAUAAUGUAUAUGCAGAUAUUAAAUCGAGAUUAGAGAAAAAAGAUAGUUUUUUAUUUAAUUUAUUAUAUUGUUUUAGAAGUUCAUGUAUCAAUUUAAAUGUUUUAAAUGAACCUAUAAUUUUAAUAGGUGAUUUCAACACUUCGGGUUCUUACCUUAAUAAGAAUAAGCAAAAAACUCUUGACAAUAUAUUAUAUAACAAUAAUUUGAUGUGGGGAAUUGAUCAUUCUAGUGAUACCACAGUUGCCACCAAAUGCAAUGCUUAUGAUCAAUUUAUAUUUGAAAUUAAAAAUAAGGAAAGAUGA